This is a messenger RNA of Menidia menidia (Atlantic silverside), 3468 nucleotides long. The record is from the annotation of a GenBank genome assembly. NCBI's taxonomy places the organism in Eukaryota, Metazoa, Chordata, Actinopteri, Atheriniformes, Atherinopsidae.
GUAGGUGAAGUUACGGUUAGUUUUGCAGAAAUAAAAAUAACCGUGUAAAACGCCGUGGGUACAGAGCUUCCUGGAUGACAGGAGGGACCCAGAUUGAGCAGAAACUCGUCCAACAUGGCCGGCCAGGAAGAUCCAGUGCAAAGAGAGAUUCACCAAGACUGGGCGAAUCGAGAGUAUAUAGAAGUCAUUACAAGCAGCAUUAAAAAAAUAGCUGAUUUCCUCAACUCAUUUGAUAUGUCUUGUCGCUCUCGUCUGGCCACACUCAACGAGAAGUUGACAGCAUUGGAGAGGAGGAUUGAGUACAUAGAGGCCAGAAUUGCGAGAGUGCAGUCCAUAGAAAAAUGGGAGCUGACAAAAGGAUUAGUCGGACUGAGCGCAGUGGUCGGUAUGGUUCUGACCAGUCCCGAGAUGAAUCAGAGUGGCGAGACAGGCGAGACCGGGACCCAGAUCGUGAUCGCAGCAUGCGCCGUUGGAGUGAAGAGAGACGUAAUGAUCGGUAUGAUCGAGGAUCAAGAGACAGUCCAGAGGGAGAGGAAACGACGAAACAGUGAUAGAUCAGAAGAUGGUUAUCAGUCAGAUGGUGACUAUCAAGAGCAAGAUUACAGAAGGGAGCCAGGGGAUGAGAGGAAAAGCAAGACCAUCAUGCUUGGGGGUCUGUCUCUUCAAGUUACCGAGGAUGAUAUCCGUUUUGCCAUAGACCAACUAGAGGGACCCCAGCCCAUAGAUGUGAGACUAAUGAAAAAGAGAACAGGUAUAAGCCGUGGUUUCGCCUUCGUGGACUUUUAUCACUUGCAAGAUGCUACCAGAUGGAUGGAGACCAAUCAGCAACGUCUGGUCAUCCAGGGCAAAGUCGUGGACAUGCACUACAGUCACCCAAGAAACAAGUAUGAAGACUGGCUCUGCAACACUUGUGGCCUCUACAAUUUCCGGAGGCGGCUGAAGUGCUUCAGGUGUGGAGCGGCCAAAGCUGACAGUGAAGCAAACAAUAACGCAGGGUUCUCUGAAAUUCAGCCCAGUGGGGAUUUUUAUGGCGACACAAUCAUCUUGAGAAAUAUUGCCCCUUUGAGCACCGUGGAGGCCAUCUUGACAAUUCUGGCACCAUAUGCUAACCUGUCAGCUAACAACAUACGCCUCAUUAAGGACAAACAGACAGGCCAGAACAGGGGCUUUGCCUUUGUGCAGUUGUCUUCUCCUCUGGAAGCAUCUCAGCUACUAACCAUCCUACAGGGGCUGCAACCUCCUCUAAAGCUGGAUGGAAAAACAAUCGGAGUGGAUUAUGCUAAGAGUGCUAGGAAGGACCUUUUGCUGCCAGAUGGGAAUCGUGUUAGUGCCUUUUCUGUGGCCAGCACAGCCAUCGCUGCAGCCCAGUGGUCAUCAACCCAGGCACAGCAGAGCUCAGAUGGAAUGUCAGAGUACGCAUACCUCCAAGAAGGCUACACUCCACUCUCACAGGACUACCAAACAUAUUUCCAUCAAGGAGCAGGAGCCAGCACCUCUCAAGGAAAUGGAAUCCUAGGAGCUGCCCCUGGUGUAAAGAUUGUGCCAACUGCAGUUGGAGUUGUAAUAUCACAGAAUGCCCAGGUCUACCAACCCCAUAUUAUUGCACAGCCUGCUGUGCAGGCUUUGCCAAUUGCCCACCAACUGGAGGCAAAAUCCCAUUCGGGGCAUCUCUCUGCCCUUGAUGCUGCAUCUAUUCCAGCCGUUGCUCUGGGUGCUGCUGCUGCUGGAGCGUUAGCAGCCCCCGGACAGAUGCUGGACGCAGCUGCUCCCGAUACAUCCACCUACCAGUAUGAUGAGUCCUCUGGCUACUACUACGACCCUCAAACUGGCCUCUACUAUGACCCAAAUUCACAUUAUUACUACAAUGCUCAGACGCAGCAGUAUCUGUACUGGGACAGUGAGAAGCAAACGUAUGUUCCUGCCCCAGCCAACUCAAACGCUGGACAAAGUGAUCAAACAGCAAAUGGCUCUGCGUCAACAAGUGGCAAAGAGCCUAAAGAAGGCAAAGAGAAAAAGGAGAAGCCCAAAAGCAAGACGGCACAGCAGAUUGCUAAAGACAUGGAGCGGUGGGCUAAAAGCCUAAACAAACAGAAAGAAAACUUCAAGAGUAGCUUUCAGCCUAUUAGUCAGGAAGAGAGGAAGGAGGCAGCAGCUGCUGAUGCUGGCUUUACACUGUUUGAGAAGAAGACAGGUCUAGACAGACUCACAAUGGAGGUGGCGAGGAGUGUUGAAGAAGAGGCCAUCAGCUCGGCCAACUCGUCUAAAAGUGGCCUGGUGGCAGCAUACAGUGGAGACAGUGACCCAGAGGAAGGAGGAACAGACCUCGAUGGUGGUGAUGGAAUCCUGGACAACCUGACAGACUGGAAGAAGAUGGCUUGUCUGCUCUGUAGGAGACAGUUUCCCAACAAGGAGGGGUUAGUUCGACAUCAGCAGCUCUCUGAUCUUCACAAGAAAAAUAUGGAAGUCCUCAAAAGAUCCAAAAUGACCGAAGAAGAGCUUGAGGAGUUGGAGAGGAAGGAGUCUGAGCUGAAGUACAGGGACAGAGCAGCUGAAAGGAGAGAGAAGUAUGGCAUCCCAGAACCUCCCGCUCCUAAAAAGAAGAAAUUUAACCAACCAACACCUGCCAUCAACUACGAACAGCCGACCAAAGAUGGCCUUAACAGCGAUAACAUUGGGAACAAAAUGCUGCAGGCCAUGGGCUGGAAAGAGGGCAAAGGGCUCGGUCGCAGACAGCAGGGCAUCACUGCUCCAAUCGAGGCACAGCUGAGAACAAAGGGAGCUGGACUUGGCACUAAAGGCACCAACUACACGCUCUCACCGUCAGACACGUACAAAGACGCUGUCCGAAAAGCCAUGUUUGCUCGCUUCACGGAACUGGAAUGAGCGAACUGUCUCAGUCCAAGUUGUUUUGUGUUGAAUUGCCUCUUUUACGUCUCGUCCGUGUCACAGGAAGCAGAAUACACCGAUAACUUGACAGCACAUACGAUCAGUAACUGUUGUACCUCCUACCAGACAGCAGGGAAAUGUGUGUUGUUGUCACAUUGAGAGUUAUUGACAUAAUUUAUCAUUUGUACAUAUGCACAGUGGGAGGUCUUUUCUCAUUUAUAUAGUCAUUUCUCUUUAUAAUUGAUUUAUCAAUCAGAUUUUCCUUUUUCUUUUUUAUCUUAACAUGUUAAGAUUGUACAGUUUAUACAAAAUCAACUUGUCUGAUUGUAAAGAAAAUAAAUGGCAAGACAUGAUUUGUUCUGGUCGACGUAUUUAAUUGUAGAAGUAACAUUUUAUAACCACUUUGUGAAAUGAGCCAACCUGAAUUUCUGUAUGGAAUAGGUCUAAUACAAAAAAGAAAGCUGCAGUACAUCAUUUUCUGGAUCUGAUCAGAAACAGGAUCAGCAGAAUUAUGUUGACAUAACCGUACAGGUGAUUGUCCACGUUCUAACUCCAUUUUAAGGUUAUGAGCUGACAAUUUAA